Molecule: messenger RNA, 366 nt
Organism: Microthlaspi erraticum
Lineage: Eukaryota; Viridiplantae; Streptophyta; Magnoliopsida; Brassicales; Brassicaceae
Source: the annotation of a GenBank genome assembly
AUGAUGUUUGAAUCUCAAAGCAAGUUGAGAUGGAACGUGUCAUCGUCAGCUUCAUCUUACAGAGAAACAAUUGUACUUGGGAGAUACAGUAAGAGCUGUAGAGAGCAGAAGCAACAACGAAGAAGAAGAUCUAUGGAAGAGAGACUCUUGCCAAAAUGGAAGGUUUUGUUGAGGAAGAUGAAGUUGUUGCCUUCUCCUUCUUCUUCUACAAAGGUGGUGGCUUAUGAGCUUUACGAUUACUCUUUGAAUUUCGAUCAAGGGCCAGGAUGGCACGAUCAUGAUGAGCCAGAGAAUCUUGCUAGGUCUUUCUCUUCACGGUUCGCUGACCCCACACGGAUUCGAGCAACACGCUUGCUCUUGUAUUAA